This is a messenger RNA of Salvelinus fontinalis (brook trout), 2859 nucleotides long. RefSeq lists its product as uncharacterized. The transcript is spliced from 10 exons. The record is from RefSeq and is a predicted model, not a curated record. NCBI's taxonomy places the organism in Eukaryota, Metazoa, Chordata, Actinopteri, Salmoniformes, Salmonidae. Gene Ontology annotation, cellular component: nucleus. The coding region runs from base 225 to 1007 and encodes 260 amino acids.
GGGCCUGUUGCACAAAAGUAGAAUUAAGACAUCCGGGAUAAAUGACUCAGCUGAGCUCAAUGAAGCCAAAACAUGUGCGUCCAGGCUUAAUUGGUUGCACAAAGACCAAGCCAGGAUGAGCAGACACGGAUUCAUUAAACCAGGUGAAACCAAUCCUGGAUAGGUGCGCGCUCACGGCUCACUCAAAUAGACCCCGCCACAGAUCACAGAUUAACUGAUUUACCAUGGCAACUAGAGCCGCGUACUUUUCCCCGUCGGAAGCACAAAUCCUCAUGGAGGCAUACGAGGAGGUAAAAUAUAUAAUUAAGAAGAAAAUGAUAAUAAAGCAAAGAGAAAAAGCGUGGCAAAGUAUUGCAGACCGCCUGAAUGCAUUAAACAUGAACGGGCCAAAGCGGACAUGGCAGCAGGUCAAAAUCAAAUACAAGAACAUUCUGCAGAAUGCAGUGAAAAAGAAUACCCACAGACAAGGCACGGGUGGUGGGUCACCAAAGGCUGACCUUACCCCAGCAGAGGACAUGGCCUUGGAGCUAAAUAAAGGCAGGCCCGUCUUAGAGGGGAUCCCUGGGGGGAAAGAGACGAGCAUAGGUUCCUCCCAAGAUGCCACCCGCUUCAUUCAAGUGUCUGGCAGCACUGUGUUCCUGUUAGAGCCACCAGCACAAGCACCAGACGAUGCUGAUCCAGGUGAAGGCCCCAGUGCAGCAGCAACAGCACAUGGAGACGAUGAUGAGGAGGAGACCAUCUCUCUGGAUUCCAGAAGGCAUGAGGACCCAGAUGCUAUACAGUGGGAAAACCAGCCUGGCAACAUAAGCUCACAAGCUAUCAGAAAGUUGUAUGGCAACCACCUCCGGCGCCAAAUAGAACUGGCAGACAUAGACAUUCAGUACAAGAAGAAAAAGAUGGAAAAUCUUGCACUGGAGUCCGAAAUAAAAAAGAGGACAAUUAGGAAACUGGACCUUGAAAUAAAAAAACUUGAGAGGGAGGUGAGAUAUGCCUUCAAUGUAUGCUAACUGUAACACAAAUGUAUUAAUCAUUAUUUUUCUUUCCUCCCCCAGCUCCAAGAAGAUGACACAGCUCAAAAUAAAAAUUAGCAAUCAGUACAACCAAGUCAUCGUUAUAAGGCAUCGCCCUCUUUUGCCCACCCCCUCAGCACCAGGUGUGGCCACUAGCCUAUAUGAAGGCCCAAAAUUGUGUGUUCCUUUCUGCUCUGACAAUGGCAUGCCCAUUCGUGCGAGAUGUGGUGGAUGAAGAAGCACUUGUGCUGAGGAGAGCCUUCAGGCGAGAAAGGGUCUUCAGGGACCGGUUGGACCCACUGGCCUUCCCUGAUGACCAUCUAUAUGAAAGAUACAGGUUUUCUGCAGAUGGCAUCAGGUAUCUAUGCAGACUACUGGGUCCCAGGAUUAAGCACCGCACUGCACGGAGCCAUGCACUGAGUGUGGAGCAAAUGGUUUGUGUGGCCUUGCGCUUUUUUGCUAGUGGAGCCUUCCUGUACUCAGUGGGGGAUGCUGAACAAGGCCACAAUUUGCCGCACAAUAAGGAGUGUGUGUCUGGCUAUCAAAGCAUUAGCAGAUGUCUUCAUCUCCUUCCCUGGCCACAGAAGACUCUGUGACAUCAAAGAGGAGUUCUAUAGGAUUGCAGAUGGUCUGCAAUGCUGACUGUGUGAUCAGCAAUGUUGUGGCAAAAUGGCCUGGCUCAGUCCAUGACUCCAGAAUCUUUCGGGCCUCUGAAAUCUAUCAGUGCCUAUCACAAGGUGAAUUCUCUGGUGUGUUGCUGGGAGACAGGGGGUAUGGCUGCCAGCCUUUUCUCCUGACACCUUUCACAGACCCCCAGGAAGCACAUCAGGCCUACAACCAUGCCCAUGCCAGGACCAGGGCCAGAGUUGAAAUGACCUUUGGCCUCCUGAAGGCACGCUUUCACUGCCUUCACAAAUUAAGGGUCAGCCCUGUUAGGGCAUGUGAUAUUACUGUGGCUUGUGCUGUCCUCCACAAUGUGGCCUGCCUGAGGAAGGAGAGGGCCCCCAGAGUGCCACCAGCCAUGGACUGGGACAAUCCGGCAAUCUUCCCUGAUGACGACAGUGGUCGGCUGCUGAGGGACCAAUAUGUGUUGAAUUAUUUUAGUUAGUAUGUGUGCUUUCAAUUUUGGUUAAAUAUGUCCUGCGGUGGCAGAGGAAUUUGUUUUUUUUUGGGUUCGUUUUUUUACGAAUUUGGCCUCUUAUGAUGUUUGUGCGGUAUACUGUGUGUAAUACAAGGCUGCAGGGAGGCUACUGCAUCCAUUCAUUUGUCUGUUCAGUUGAUGUGUAUGGAUUUGUCCUGCAUUUAUUUUAGUGUGCAGACAUGCAGGGUGUGUUAUAUACAGACCUUUGAAUGUGUAUGUAUAAUAUGCUUGGAUUCUGUGCUUUCCAUCUUGUAGAGUCACUGUGACUUCAGUUUCGAAAGGAGCUGAUGGUUUACCUGCUUUGUUUUGUCCUUAUUCAAUAAAGGAACAUAAUGUUACACAUUGUGUUUUUAUAUUCAUAUGGAAUGUGUAUUUGUUUAUAUGACAGAGUACUAGGGCCACACUGAAGAAAAAGGAUAAAGUCAUAAAUUUAUGAGGCUGGUUCUUUCUGCAGAAAAGCUACAAAUUGUUUUGAUACUUAUGACAAUGUGAUACUUAAUAUUCUGGCACAUCAGCAUGUCUUUGUUUAUGAAACCAUACUGAAGUACAAUGUCACGAAAUGCCCCACAUCUGUCAUUUUAACAAAUGUCCUCCUUUAAAACAACUGGUUACAAUAUUAUUACUUGUGUUUUUUUCCCCUCUGUGGCCCUAAUAUUCUAUCAUUUUAUAUAUAGCCUUAUAGUCUAUGGGAAACUGUAAAUUAUCUAA